Molecule: messenger RNA, 2392 nt
Organism: Neoarius graeffei (lesser salmon catfish)
Lineage: Eukaryota; Metazoa; Chordata; Actinopteri; Siluriformes; Ariidae
Product: actin-binding protein WASF2-like
Exons: 12
Coding region: 1016-2392 (458 amino acids)
Source: RefSeq, a predicted model, not a curated record
UUUUACCUCAGUAACACUAACCUUUACUCAAUAACACCAACAUUUACCUCAGUAACGCUAAUCUCUAAUUUAUUAACACUAAACUUACUAAUUCUUCAUUACCCUAACUGACAAUCAGUUUUGCAUGUAGAUUGAUGUAGCCUUUGCUAGGCAAACCUGUCCGACUUUUUAAAAAUGAAGGCAACUUUAUUGGUUAAUAGAUGACAGAUGGGGUUUAACAUUUGUCCUGUGACAAAAAAAAAAGUUUCAGGUCAGCACAGCAACUUUCCUCGCCUUGGCUGUCCAUGGUUGUUAGCCUAGCUAUCAUAGCUAUCGCCCCGAUAUUGUUUUGUUUCUGGAGUUCAUGUCUGCAUCCGCUGGUGUUUUGAGGCAGCUACUGCAACUGAUGUGUAGACAACAUCGGGGUUCCCGCGGGGUCUUAAAAACCCUUAAAACAUUGAAUUGAAGCGUUUGGAAAUGAUACAAAUGCCAGCCAGUGUCAGUGUAUUGCCAGCAGUGAUUUGUUCUACAGGCUACUAGACGUGAACGAGUAUAAAAUUAUAAAGAAGGAAGAACAGGACUAGGCAUGUAAACCUGUUCACUUUACCACAGAAAUUUUAAGGAAUAAUAGGGCUGUGACUUUACUCACUCCUUACACCAACUCUUCUUCAAUGUCGUGCACCGAAAUAUCACAGUAUCACAGUAUCAAUAUUUCAGGUAGGCCUUCUUCUACCGGCAGUUAUGCAGUAAGCUGUAACCAAAACACGACAUAUGUAUUUGACAGAAUUUAAAAUAUACGCCACUCAACAUGAUCCCAAAUGCUGAUUCACAUAUUUAAUGUUUAUGAACAUAGUAAAAAGAAACGUAUAAAAAACAUUUUGUGAACCUAGGUGAUGAGAGAGAGAGAGAGUGUGUGUGAGAGAGAGAGAGAGAGAGAGAGAGAGAGAGAAUGUUGAUGCAGCUUUGUAAUAAGACAGAUGGUGAUAUGUUGUCUCUUUUCCCUUUACAGGUCACCAAGAGUACAAGUCUGUAAGAAAUGUAUGUAGCCGUUUCCUUCCCCGCGGAGGGCUUGUUUUUUGUGGUGCCUGUUUCAUGGCUCAUAGAAGAUAAAUGUUACUGGCCUCCCUUUAAAACGCUGGACAAGGUAAAAAAGGCUGCCCUACAAAAUGAAACCCCUGACCCCAACUGUUGGACACUUCAUCCAGUUGAGGUGCUUAAAGUUAAAGACACAUACGAAAAGGCCCACGGCCACUACCUUAAAGCAAAAAGAGGAGAGAAGCUGGAGACAGAUGAGGAGACCAUGAAAAGAAAAAGAAAGCCAAACAUGAAAUUCAUCCAAUCCAGUGAUGAAGACGAUGACCGUCCCUAUUUCCCUCCGGCUCCAAAAAUUCGGCGACUGCCAGAGAAAAUUUCUGUACCAAAUUCAGAGUUUACCAGUCAGGCACCACAGGUCCCAACCACCACCACCCUGCCUCUACCACCACCACCACAACUCCCACCUCUACCACCACUACCGCAGCGCCCACCCAGCCAUGAAGUGUACAGUCAAUCACACAGAACCCCUUCAGUCACCAGGACCAGUACUUACCCUGCAGUGUUGUCCAACCAAGCAGCCAGUCCCCCGUUGGAAACCUCACAUCUUUUUCUGACAUCCAGCCAUGGAGAGUUUACCAGUCAGGCACCACAGCUCCCCACCACCACCACCCUGCCUCUACCACCACCAUCACCUCUACCACCACUACCACAGCUUCCAACGAUUUCACCUCUGCCAGCACCACCACAGCUUCCAUCGAAGUCACCUCUUUUUCGAACAUCCAGCCAUGGAGAGUUUACCAGUCAGGCACAGCAUCAUCCAUCAAAUCAGCAAAUCAGCAUCCAGCAAGAUUUUUGCAGACUUGUUCUGCAGCACCUCCGGACGAUUGAGGAGGAGGUUAAGGAGGUUAAGCAGCAGGUGGCUGCAAAUACGGCCAUUCUGCAGAAGCUAGGGGGUGCUGGUGUGGCAGACCUUUGCCUCGUCCAGGAAACCAACAUGCCCCUCAGUAACCUGGAGGAACUGGAGGAGCUGGAGAGGCAGCUUGGGUCUGACAUUGACCUGAAAAACCAACUGGUGAACAUACUUGCUGUUUUAGGGGGGAAAACCACCAAAGACGCGGUGAAGAGGAUGUUGGGCCGUAUUUUGAGGAAGUCCCUGGCGCUUCAAAUAAAUUGGACUGGUGCUGGAGGAAAGGUGGCGUUCAAGUCUUUACACCUGAAGAAUGUGUUGCACAGAGCUGUUAGGAGAGUGGUGCACACAGCAACAGAAGAGGACCUGCAAAAAGAAGUUGCAAAGUACCUAAAGGGGGCGGCUGACCAAGAGGGAGGGAGAAAAGACAGGCAGAAAAAAGUGGGCAAUGGGGAGAUGGGGAAUAUUUGA